GAUUUGUUUCGACGAUUGUGGAGUGGUCGAGCACGUUUUUACGACGGUGGGCGGUGCGGGCUCAGAAACGCUGGAUAUCUGCGACAACCAUUCAAGUGUAUUCAACAUCUUCUUCGUUGAUAGGAGCAUCACAGCGUACAUCUACGUAGAGUGGUAGUCUCUUCGAGUCCCGACGGUACCGAUUGACACGAUAGGAUCGUGCAAACGUAAUCAAAAAACCGAGCGCCAAAACAAUAGCACCCAAACUGUUUUUAGAAACUAGGCCCCUCAAGGCUGUUUUUCGGAUGACAUUGCACAUGAUAUAGACCUAUACUGAAUACGCCGACAAGUCUCUUUGGGUAUCUAGUCCAUCGUGCGCCAAUUAGCCAGCCCCCUCUCACGUAAACGGGUAUCCUUCAACACUGGGUACACAAGGCGGAAAGCAGCACACGACGUUGAAGACUGGUCUGCUUAUCCACUACGUGUUCCCGUCUCCAUUGCGCACACCGGCCUGAGCCUUCAGCAAAUUAGGGUGCCUGCGAACGGACAAACUUGUCUAUUCGCAGCAUACGUCGCUAGAUAACCGAACUUGAGCGGCCAUGUCUCUUUUGAAAAAACUUACAGGCUCGACAAAAGGAACCGGGGUUUUUAAUAAGAGUAACGCCGUUAGUCCUUCCGCAUCUCCUACGCUAAAAGGCGCCGACGCUACGUCAUCUCCUGCCGGGACUCCCAUCGUGAAGGAACCCUCGGUGAUAAAAUUGGACCCUCCAGCGCUUGGAAAAGAACCCUCUGCCAUGUCGAUUGUUGGAGGGCACCCGAUGCAACUUGAUCAUCAUCAGACACCUGGGCAUUCGAGGUCCGCGACUCACGAUGGUUCUGGUGUUUUACCAAUGGACAUUGACGCGUCCUCUGGACAUAAACCCACUGGGCAAAAGACGUGGUUAGAUGGCGGAACCUCAAGUGGGAUCACAAGUCCUCCUGCGGCUCUGACUCGCCCGCCGCAAUCGAUACCCAACGCCGGAGCGAGCUCCUCCGGCACUACUGGUGUCUCAACACUUCCCGCCGUGCCCGGUGCUAGCCCGACAACUCCAAACAGACGUAAGCAGAAGUUUUCUCUGCAAGAUUUCCAACUUGAUCGCACACUGGGAACUGGUUCGUUUGGACGGGUUCACCUGGUCCGCCUCAAAAGUACCGGGAAAUAUUACGCAAUGAAAGUGCUCAAAAAAGCAGAGAUUGUGAAAAUGAAGCAGGUUGAACACACCAUCAACGAGAAGAACAUUCUGGAGCAGAUUGACUUCCCGUUCUUGGUCAGUAUGCUAGGAACAUUCCAGGACUGCGCCAAUUUGUAUUUUGUCAUGGAGUACGUGCAGGGUGGAGAGCUUUUCUCAUACUUGCGUAGAUGUGGGCGCUUCCCAAACCAUGUUGCGCGGUUCUAUGCGGCAGAAGUUGUGAUGGCUUUUGAGCACCUUCACCAAAAGGAUAUCAUCUACCGAGAUUUGAAGCCAGAGAACUUGCUCAUCGAUGCAAGAGGGAACAUCAAAAUCACUGAUUUUGGAUUCGCAAAACAUGUGCCCGAUGUUACAUGGACGCUGUGUGGAACGCCAGACUACCUUGCUCCAGAAAUCAUUCAAUCGCGGGGUUAUGGUCGAGCAGUCGAUUGGUGGGCAUUGGGAAUUUUAAUUUAUGAGAUGCUCGCGGGCCACCCACCCUUCUACGACGAAGACCAUUUCAAGCUAUACGAGAAAAUUUUGGCUUGCAAGCCCAAAUUCCCGACUCACUUCGACCCAGCGGCGAAGGACCUUGUCAAACGGUUACUAUCGCCUGAUCUAACCAAACGCUACGGUAAUCUUCGAGGCGGCGUGAGUGACAUCAAGAGACAUAAAUGGUUCGCGGGAAUUGAUUGGGAGAAGCUUCGGAAUCUUCAGGUGCAAGCACCAUACAUCCCCCCGUUGAGGGGAGAAGGCGAUACGAGCAAUUUUGAUGCAUACCCGGAGGACCAUGAACCCUAUGGAGUAGUGUGUCCGGAUCCGUAUCGCGAGAAAUUUAGGGAAUUCUAGAGAAGUAAUGGGAUGUUGUACUCGGCUGAUGUCAGAAUGUGGGAACGUUGGUAGAAUCUGGAUUCAAUGGUGCUCUGCACCUCCCAAGUGGCGCCCAUUCAAAUUGUUACUUGACAGUUGUGGAUUCGCUGGUCAUUGUGUAGUUUGAAUUCAGUUUGAAUAACCACAUCUCUUUAGUUGCAAGCCAUUGUUGAAACUAUGGCAUGAACCAAACUUCUAAUCGGAUACUUUGAG
This is a messenger RNA of Spizellomyces punctatus DAOM BR117, 2270 nucleotides long. RefSeq names its product AGC/PKA protein kinase. NCBI's taxonomy places the organism in Eukaryota, Fungi, Chytridiomycota, Chytridiomycetes, Spizellomycetales, Spizellomycetaceae. Gene Ontology annotation, biological process: peptidyl-serine phosphorylation. The transcript is spliced from 5 exons. Gene Ontology annotation, cellular component: cAMP-dependent protein kinase complex; nucleus. Gene Ontology annotation, molecular function: cAMP-dependent protein kinase activity; ATP binding. Bases 579 to 2036 code for a protein of 485 amino acids. The record is from RefSeq and is a predicted model, not a curated record.